Molecule: messenger RNA, 498 nt
Organism: Cetraspora pellucida
Lineage: Eukaryota; Fungi; Glomeromycota; Glomeromycetes; Diversisporales; Gigasporaceae
Source: the annotation of a GenBank genome assembly
AUGAAUUUAUUUAUCUUAAUACCUCAACCAGAAAUCUUGCCCAUACAUAGCUUAUCAAGUGCCAGAAAUUCUGAGCAAGUAAUUUUUUUGAGCAAAUCAGCAACAAAAAAGACUAGCAGAAAAAAGAAAGUCUCACAGAAUGAGGAACUUUCUAGUUCUAAUAUUGAUAAAACAAACUCUGGUGUGAAAUUAUCUAAAGGUGAAGAUGGAUCAGAAUCAAAAACUAUAAAUCAUUCUAUCUUAUCAAUACCAGGAAGUGAUGUGCAAGCUAGAAUAGAAAAUUUACAAGAAUAUAAAAAACAGCUUCAAGCUAAAUCUUUAAAUCAUGGAGCAUGCUAUCUAUUCUCUUCCUCAUUAUAUUCACCUUUACCAUCCUUAUUAUCAUCUGAAUCAAAAGAUGCAUAUUGGGAUUGGGAAGGUAUUAGAGGAGAAAAUGGUGGACCUCUUGGCUGUCUAACUGGUUUGACAGUUUGUGAAGCUGGUGCUUGUGCUUUUUGA